AUGCGUCUGUCAACUGUCUCUACUGGUCUGCUUGUAGCUGGCUCUGCCACAGCUAGCCUCGAAAAGCGGGCUCCCCUUUUCACACGCGAUGAUACUGGUAUCGAGGGAAAAUACAUCGUCAUGAUGAAGCCGGCAUCGGAUACCACAAUGCACGUUGAUUCAGCCGUGAAAGCCGUUGCUGCCGAGCCCGAUAUGGUCUUUGACACUCUUGGUGGAUUCUCUGCCAGCCUAUCAGCCGGUGAGGUGGAGGACUUGCGCAACAACCCCAACGUGGCCUACAUUGAGCAAGACUCAACAGCCAGGAUCUCUGCUACACAGAAGCAGGCACCCUGGGGUCUUGCGAGACUUUCAAGCAAGACUACUGGAGCAACACGAUAUUCGUAUGAUUCAUCAGCUGGCAAGGGAACGUGUGCCUACGUUCUUGAUACUGGCAUCGACACAGAGCAUCCCGAUUUUGAAGGUCGUGCCGAGUUUAUCGCCACUUAUGUUGACGACAUCUGGUAUGAUGACCACGGCCACGGCACUCACUGUGCCGGCACCAUCGGAUCAAAGACAUAUGGAGUCGCCAAGAAGACUCAACUUUAUGGCAUUAAGCUCUUCAACUCUACCGGAGAAGGAGUUGCAUCCUCUAUCAUUGCUGGCAUGGACUUGGUCCUGAAGGAUGCCCCCAAGAGAGACUGCCCCAAGGGCGUUGUCGUCAGCAUGUCUUUCGGAGAGAUUCCCUCCAAGGGUAUUGACGAUGCUGCCAAGGCUCUCGUCGAAGCCGGCUUCUUCGCAGCUGUGGCUGCCGGAAACGGUGACGAGAAAGGCAGGCCCUUGGAUGCCUCGAGCAACUCACCCGCUAGGGAGCCCAGCGUCUGCACCAUUGGCGCAACAACAAAGGACGACACUGUUGCUACCUUUUCCAACUUUGGCAAGGUCGUUGACCUCUACGCUCCCGGUGUUGCUGUCUUGAGCACAUGGCCUGGAGGUAUUACAAAGUCUAUCUCCGGUACAUCUAUGGCCACGCCACAUGUUGCUGGAGUUGCGGCUUACUUCCUUGGUCUUGGAAAGUCGGCGGCCGGUAUGUGUGAAUAUCUUCAGAGUAUUGCACUUAAGGAUGUUGUUAAGGGAGUCCCUGAAGGAACUAAGAACCUUCUCCUUCAGAAUGGCAAGGCCAAAUAA
Fusarium coffeatum is the source of this 1164-nucleotide messenger RNA. RefSeq lists its product as uncharacterized. Lineage: Eukaryota; Fungi; Ascomycota; Sordariomycetes; Hypocreales; Nectriaceae. The record is from RefSeq and is a predicted model, not a curated record. Gene Ontology annotation, molecular function: serine-type endopeptidase activity. The transcript has 4 exons. Bases 1 to 1164 code for a protein of 387 amino acids. Gene Ontology annotation, biological process: proteolysis.